Chinchilla lanigera (long-tailed chinchilla) is the source of this 1852-nucleotide messenger RNA. RefSeq names its product RNA binding motif protein 43 (gene Rbm43). Lineage: Eukaryota; Metazoa; Chordata; Mammalia; Rodentia; Chinchillidae. The record is from RefSeq and is a predicted model, not a curated record.
AUGUCUGAGGAGUUACGAGAUCGGCCGACAGUGGCCCCCCAGAGAAGGCCGGGGACUCCGGCCCGGAAGCCCAGCUGGCAGAUCCCGUUCUCUGUGGAGCAUUGCUGGAGAGCUCAUUUAGACCUUAAGAAGGCAUCGGCUUCGAACGUGAAGGACUGCGAAGCUUCGGAAAGGACAGUGGUGGUUGCCGGCCUUCCUGUUGACCUUUUCAGUCAUCAGCAGUUGGCCACCCUGCUCAGGAGUUGCUUCCAGGAUGUGCAGACCGUGGGUGGAGAAGUUGAAGACGUGAUAUAUCCAACAAGAACCACGGCAGAUGCGUAUGUAAUAUUCAAAGAAAAAAAGGUCGCGGAGAAUGUCGUCAGACAGAAGAAAUACCAUCUGGCAAAGAAGGCCGGACACGCCCAGCUCAGAGUCGCGCACUUGAGUGGAAAGGUCUUCAGCUCUGUGAAGGCGGUCCUCGAUCUUUCUGUUUUUCAAAGUCACCCUGUGUUAGAAGGCCUGGUAACGGACCUGAGAAAGAAAAUCCCAAGUGUAAGCUUCAGUCCUCUGGGACGCAGUGGAACAGUCUCCGUGGAAGGAUCAUUUCUGGCUGUCGAGAGGCUCAACGAGGCUUUGCUAUCAAAAGCAAGUUCUCUGUUAGAAAGAAACAAAAAUUUUACCAGGGCGGGGAGAACGCGGGAUAGACGGAGCCCCAAGAAGAGCCUGCAGAGAGGGGGUAACUUGGUGGAGACGCUGAGGGCCUCAGUGCCCGAGACCUUAAGGAGCGGGGAAAUGCUUGUGCUCGACACAGAUGUCUUCCUUUAGAAGCAGAAGUGUAGGGUUUAUGAAGCCACACUCCGCAGGUUCCACAUUCUAAGUCAGGAGAGGGUGGACGGUGAGGUCAGCACCAUUUGGCUGAGAAGCGCCCAGGCUGGUUCUCAGCCGAGCGGCGUACAGUACGUGAGAGAGCUCUUAGAGGCGUGCUCCCAGAGUCUGUCCUUCGAGCUCAGAAAAGAGACCUUUACUUUUGGAGGAGAGAAAGACAGAGAGAAAAGAAAUGUUGAACAGGCGUGCGAACAACUACGUUCAAAAUACAGUAAGGUUCUGGUCAGUUUUUACGGGACACACAUUGACAUUGUAGGAUCAUCUUCUGACACAUACCAGUUUAAAAACGAGGUUAUGAAAUUGGUAAGGCAGAAGGUUAGUUAAGGAAACCUCAGUCAGGGCAGUGACGGCCCCUGCUUUCUCGUCCUGAGCAGCGACCGCCGAGCGUCGUGCUAGCUCCGUGACCAGGAUAUCAUCUCGUCCUCACGGCCGACCGCUGUGAGCGUGGCUGUCUCUGUGUUGAAGAAGGAACUCGGAUUUGGAGAAGUUGAAACUCCUCUCCGAGGUUGUUUAGCUGACAAGGGCGAGGGCUGGGGCUUAACGCAGUCUAACUGCAACGGUAAUAUCCAGAUAAAACGGGAAAAAAUUCACUGAAGUUUGAAGAAAUCUUAUUUUCUCCACAACUUCAAAUUAUUAGAAAAAGAAACAGCCUUAACUUUAAUAUGUAAGCAUUUUGGGUGAUUAUUAUUAUGCCCUGGGUAAUUUUUAACAUUUACAAAGUUUACACUUAUUCCAUAUAGAAUUAGGAUGUUGGCAAAAAUCACUUGGGAAACUACUUAGAAAGUAUUUCUAACGCAUAUCAGUAUUACUCAGCUAAACUCAUUCCAGGGCUAUUGGGUAUGUGAGGCAUUUUUGUUGCUGCUUUUUUUAGCCUCUGUGCUUAUAUAAAAAUGUUAGUUCUCUUGUCAGAAUCUUGAGGACUCUUGAAAGAAAUCUAUAGGAUUGCUAUAACAGAUGCUCCUUCAUUUUUUUUUUUUCCCUUUGGUCU